AUCAACCAGUAUAAAAAGGCAGAACAAGGCUAAUGGAGCAUGGUGUGGUGUCUGUUUCUUUCUUUGCUGCUCAUCUGUUUGCUGUCAACAGGGCAAAAAGCAUUUCAGCUGCAAUGGCCUCUGCUCUGCCUGACAAAGAGGAAGCUGCCAAGGGAUCCGAGGAGGAGGAGCAGCAGGAUGCAGUAGAUCAGGUGGCCAACCUGACCUUGGUCAGCUCUGCCUGUGACAUGGUUUCCACGGUUUAUGCCUCCACUAAGGACAUCCACCCCUGCAUCAGAUCUGUGUGCGAUGCCGCAGAGAGAGGAGUGAGGAGCGUGACGGCAGCCACGGCCAGCUGCGUGCAGCCAGUUCUGACCUCGCUGGAGCCCCGUGUUGCUGCAGCAAGUGAUUGUGCCUCCAAGGGCUUGGAUAAGCUAGGGGAAAAGCUCCCACUCCUUCAGAAGCCAGUGGAACAGAUUAUCUCAGAUACAAAAGAGCUGGUGUCAUCCAGAGUGGCUGAUGUGAAGGAUGCUGUGAGCAGCAAAGUGACAGAGGUGAUGGAUGUAACUAAGGAGACUCUUCAGAGUGGCGUGGAGGCUGCCAGAGCUGCAGUGAUGGUCCUGGACUCCAGAAUGAGCCAGACAGCUGUAAGUGGAGCAGAAGCUGUGCUGGAGAGCACAGAAGACAGCUCCCUCCCCAUUGGGAAUGAGGAUCUCGCCAAACUGGCGGCAUCUGAAGAGGGUGCAGACAUAAUGUCUGUGGAGCAGCAGCAGGAGAAGAGGAGGUACUUUGUGCGGCUGGGGUCUCUCUCUGAUGAACUCCGCCAACUUGCCUACCUGCACUCAACAGAGAAAAUGAAGCGGCUGUGGCAGGGCAUGCAGGAGGCCCUUGCACAGCUUCACUGGGUCAUUGGACUGAUUGAAGUGUUUAAGCAAGGAUUUAAUCAAAAGCUUCAGGCGGGGCAGGAGAAACUGCACCAGAUGUGGCUGGAGUGGAGUAGGAAGUGUUCUGAAGAGAGUGGAGAUGAAAGCUCUGCAGAGCCAGAGGAGAUGGAGUCUCUGGCCCUGCUCAUGGCAUGCAGUAUCACAAAGCAGCUGCAAAUCACCUGCUGCAAGAUAGUGUCUGCAAUUCAAGGCCUUCCCUUGAGCCUUCAGCAUAAGGUGAAACAAUCUCUUGGUGCCAUAGAGGAGCUGCAUGCUUCUUUCUCAGCAGCAAACUCCUUUCAGGACUUGUCCAGCAGUGUCCUGACCCAAAGCCAGAGGAAGCUGUCUGUGAUCCAGGAGUGCAUGGGGGAGCUGCUGGACUACCUGAAAAACAACACUCCUCUGUUCUGGCUGGUGGGGCCCUUCUCCCCCAGGGAGGAGGAGGUGAAAACCUCCCAGGAGGAUGAGCCCUUGCGGGAGAGAGAUGCAGGAGCAGGGGAUCAUCAAGCUUCCACUACCCUCAUGUAAAGGAUAAGGUGGUGAGCACAGGCCUGCGUGGCAUAACUGGUGAGGGCUUGGUCUUUGCUUUCUGUAGCUUCCCUCUCCACUUGAGGAUGGAGCUGUCAUCAUGGCUACUGGGUACUGAUGAGUAAAUCCUUAGGAUCUUUGAAGGAAGGUGGUGAAAGCAGCAGGGUGACUAAGUGCUCAUAGCUGCCUUGAGGAAUGGUGGCUGAGCUCUGGGCCAGGACAACGGAGCUGAAGCUCUGCAAUGCUCCCACCUCCUGAGCAAGCUGUCUAUGGUAUGUCCAUUAGUGUAUCCAGGCACUACCCGUAUUCAACACAAUUACUGCUGUUGGUUUUAAACUCUUGGCUAGUAUAAAAUGUAAAUAAUUACCUUCCUAGAGGCUGCUUGUACCAGAUCACAACUGCUUAAAAUAAAACUACUGUAUGCAAAACUACUUACUGCCUCUUGUCUCUU
Molecule: messenger RNA, 1881 nt
Organism: Columba livia (rock pigeon)
Lineage: Eukaryota; Metazoa; Chordata; Aves; Columbiformes; Columbidae
Product: perilipin-3
Exons: 8
Coding region: 33-1430 (465 amino acids)
Biological process (GO): lipid storage; positive regulation of triglyceride storage
Cellular component (GO): cytosol; lipid droplet
Source: RefSeq, a predicted model, not a curated record